CAAUCAAGCAUUUCCAUUCACUAUCAAUGAGUGUUGAGGAAUUUUGGCCCACUUUUUGUUGCAGAUUUGUUUUAACCCUUAAUCGUGUUUCCAUUACCUCUAAAUUUUCUCAAAAGUCAAAUAUCGCAAAGAAAAACCUGUGACGGAAACGCCUCUGUUUCGCAAGAAAUGCCAAAAGUGAGAAAAAGCUUUUUAUGAUUUUACAAGGUGGUUUUUCAGAUGUGUCGACAAUCCGGUUAAUCACAAAAGUGUAAUGGAAACCCUUCCUGCAUAUUUGCCUCUGAACAAUCGUUUGAAUGAUAAUCCAGCUGCCUUCUUCCUCUGCUGACUAUUUUCAGCGGUACUGGCAGUCACGAUAUCCAUCUCCUUCAACGCUAAGAUCUUCUUUUUCAUUGAAUCCACACCUUUGUCUCUUCUGUCCCCUUUGUGGGCCUCUUGUGUGAUGUAGGGGAAGUGCAGUCCCCCUACCAGUGCUGCUCAACCUGUGGUGAGGGGAAGGUGCCAUCGCUUUUGUGUGCAAGGAGUCACAAGAAUUAGUGGUGACUGAGAUCUGAUGAAGAAGAUGGGACACACUUUGUUCUCUGAGUUAUUCUUGCUGUGUUCUCUCCUCUACACCGGACGAGCUCAAGAUGCUGUUCUGACUAUUGAACCCAGUUGGUCGACUUAUUUUGUUGGAGAGACUUUUACCUUCAUAUGUGACAUGAAGGAAGGAAGAAACGAUGACUGGGAAUACACAUUCAUCAGGGAUGGUCGGGAUUUUGUUCCUUACGAUACACACCAAUCCUACACAUUAUAUCCUCUGCAUACUUCUGAUACUGUUACAAACAAGGUUGUUGUGAUGCAACAACCCAACUGGCCUCAGAUAUUCAGAGGUGAGACGAUCACUCUGACAUGUGAGGUUCAGGGAGGUGAAACCACUGAGUGGAGGUAUGAAUGGAGAAGAUCUGGUUCAGAUACACCAUGGAAAUAUGAGAAAACGUGGACUUUCACUGCUUCUGAGUCCAGCAGUGGAGACUACACAUGUAAGACCAGACGCAGAGACGACCUGUAUUCUUCAACAGAGACGGGUGAAGCCUUCAGAUUGUUGCUAUCAGAUAAACCCAAAGCCAGACUGGUACAAAUAUCAAAAACCACACCAGUAGGAGGAAGUGUGAGUCUGAGCUGCUCUGUGGAGAACUCUGCUGGAUGGAAAUACGACUGGUUCAGACGAACCUCAAAAACAAAUGAAGUUCAAGUCAGAACAAAUGAUGUAAAUGGAGUUAUCAGAGUCUCACAAGGAGGCAUCUACAGGUGCAGAGGAUCAAGUGGAGAACAAAACUUCUACACUGAAACAAGUGAUGAAGUCACCUGUGAGAUAACCUUUACAAACAAGGUUGUUGUGAUGCAACAACCCAACUGGCCUCAGAUAUUCAGAGGUGAGACGAUCACUCUGACAUGUGAGGUUCAGGGAGGUGAAACCACUGAGUGGGAGUAUAAAUGGAGAAGAUCUGGUUCACAUACACAAUGGAAAUAUGAGAAAACGUGGAGUUUCACUGCUUCUGAGUCCAGCAGUGGAGACUACACAUGUAAGACCAGACGCAAAGACGACCCGUAUUCUUCAACAGAGACGAGUGAAGCCUUCAGAUUGUCACUAUCAGAUGAACCAAAGACCCAACUGAGAGCCGACGUCAGACUCAUCCCAGUUGGAGGCAGAGUGACUCUGAGCUGCUCAGUGAACCCGUCAUCAUCUGGUUGGAGAUACUACUGGUACAGAGAUGAGGAAUCCUCUGAACCCCUGACUUCACCAGAUGCUGUUUCCCAGUCAGAUGGACAAAUCAGUGUCUCACAGGGAGGAAUCUACUGGUGCAGAGGAGGAAGAGGAGAACCAGUUUACUACACAAACUUCAGUGAUCCAGUCAACAUCGAUACAGGUGUUGAGUUUAAAGAGGUUUACUUGAAAUAG
This is a messenger RNA of Cololabis saira (Pacific saury), 1942 nucleotides long. Its product is annotated as B-cell receptor CD22-like. The coding region runs from base 554 to 1942 and encodes 462 amino acids. Gene Ontology annotation, molecular function: transmembrane signaling receptor activity. The record is from RefSeq and is a predicted model, not a curated record. Gene Ontology annotation, biological process: cell surface receptor signaling pathway. Lineage: Eukaryota; Metazoa; Chordata; Actinopteri; Beloniformes; Belonidae. The transcript is spliced from 8 exons.